AUGUUUUCUUACAACUCUUUCUUACUGGCUACUGCGAUCCUCUGUCAUUUCUUCUGCGCUUGCCGGUUUACCUCUGCUGUUCAGAUCAAUCUCAACAAGCGAGGUCUGCAUCGUCGGAGUAUCGGAACUCAACUUGGCUCCGUGCUUGAGCAUCGCCCAGUGCGCGUCGAGGCGAGAUCCGACAUUACACCUGGUAUUGUUGCGGGAAACGACGGCCACUCGAGCGGCGAAAACUGGAUCUUGAUCACAUCUUCUCUCAAGAAGCGUGGAGACAACCAUCAAUUUCUGGGACUGUGUAUUUGCGAUCCUUCUUCGGCGGAUCAGAAGCAGAGCACGACCGGCUCUUGCACCUCUAAGUUCCAAGCGAGUGCUGAGAAGACGGCCGACUGUAAAUUCACAGCGAAAACCAUCCUCGACUGCUUUGAAGAGGGCGGCAAGCAAGACAUGUCGGCCGGCGACAAUGUCUGGUGGCAAAUGGCUUUCUGCAAGAGAUGCAAAGAAGCAGGUGGCACCAGUCAUCCCUCUUACGCUUGUCCUUAG
Messenger RNA from Mycosarcoma maydis (corn smut), 540 nucleotides. RefSeq names its product mig2-1 protein. NCBI's taxonomy places the organism in Eukaryota, Fungi, Basidiomycota, Ustilaginomycetes, Ustilaginales. The record is from RefSeq and is a predicted model, not a curated record. Bases 1 to 540 code for a protein of 179 amino acids. The transcript has a single exon.